AUGAGAGGCAUGCUGUCACGUGGUUCGGAUGGACAGUGGGCAGUCAAGGCCCCCUUGACCCACUACUGGCUCUCCAUCGGCUCAGUUAUUUUAUCUGAGCUCACUUUGGCUGCAGGGCACUUGGCAGUGUUCCUCAGCAAGUGCGUCGUCCUGCGUCCAAGCAUCGCCACUUACAGCAGCAUUAUUAAUGGUGCGCUGUCCCUGUUCUGGCAGAUCUUCACCCGCAGCACAGACUAUGAUCGGACGCUGAUGAGUGCGGAGGCCAACCUGGCAGGCCUGUAUCCCCCAGAGGGACAACAGAUGUUCAACCCUAACAUCUCCUGGCAGCCUAUCCCUGUGCACACAGUGCCUGAGUCCGAGGAAAGGCUACUGAAGUUUCCUUUGACCCCCUGUCCACGGUAUGAACAGCUACAGAAUGAAACACGGCACUCAGCAGAAUACAUAAAUAAGACCAAAGAGAAUUGGCAAUUCCUGCAGAUGGUGGCAAAUGAGACUGGGAUCCGGGAUGUCUCUCUUGAGUCUGUUUGGAGUGUGUAUGACACACUGUUCUGUGAACAAGCACACAAAAUGGAUUUGCCUGUAUGGGCGACACCAGAUGUCAUGACUCAAUUGAAGCAACUAAAAGACUUUGGUUUUGAAUUUCUGUUUGGGAUCCACAAUCGGGUAGAAAAAGCUCGUCUGCAAGGUGGGGUCCUGCUGGAUCACAUAAGGAAAAACCUAACCAAAGCAGCAAAUGUUUCUGCCCACCAGAACCUGAAACUGCUUGCCUAUUCAGCGCAUGACACCACACUUGUGGCACUGCAGAUGGCUCUAGAUGUCUACAACAAGAUUCAAGCACCAUACGCCUCAUGUCAUUUAUUUGAGCUGUACCAAGAGGAUGAUGGUAACUUCUCUGUGGAGAUGUUUUUCCGGAACGAGAGUGGGAAGGAACCUUUCCCACUGACAAUCCCUGGCUGUCAGCAUAAAUGCCCGCUGCAGAGAUUCUUGGAACUCACAGAUCCUGUUGUUCCUCAGGACUGGGAGCAAGAAUGUCAGGUAGCAAGCAGCAUGCACGACACAGAACUGUUUGUGGGUCUGGCUGUGUGUGGAUCCAUUCUCCUUCUCCUUAUAAUCCUCCUGUUGACUGUACUCUUUCGCAUACAGUCUCAGCCCCCCGGCUACCGGCAUGUUUCCAAUGAGGGAGAAGAGCAGGCCUGACAGUUGCUUCAACUCCUUCCCAGGCAGUAGGAGGGAGCAGUGUUGCCCCUAAGGAUGAUUGGGCACCUUCAGUUACUGAGCAUUCUUCUGCUGUGGCCAUUGCCUCCCAGAAUGAAACUGGACUUGAUUUUUGGAUGCUUUCUAAAGGUGACGUCCCAGAGAGAGAGGACUGAGCUACUCUAAUGGAAAUUACACCUUAAUUCUGAAGCCAGUAUACUGUGUGGUGCCCCCAGUCCUCAUACAGCUUACCUAAUCUGGGAUUCCCAACAUGGCCAGUUGGAGCUGGUCAAGAGUUUUCCUCCUUUCAGUGAUUGUAAAUGUUACCACUCACCACGACUGUGGCAGAGGGGCUUGGGCCUCCAGCAGCUGCCACAUCCAGUGCAGUCAGGAGUUGCAUCUCUCUUCAGGGUCAACCUGCUUUGAGUGCUUUUCUCUCGAGCCAUUGGGCUGAUGAUGGUGGGAAGGCUGGGCUUGGAGCAGUGGGCCUAGCUCACCAACAAUGCACGAGACUCAUCUACUGUCCAUGCAGAGGGAACUGCUGCAGAUGAUGGCAGACAGUGAAAAGUGUUUCUUGAGGCUGCUGCUAAGCAACUAGUUGCUGCUGGCAACUAGCCUUUUUUUCCCUCCUUACAUUUUGGUUCAAGAGAGAACUGGCCUGGAAUCAGGACUGGAUUGAAAACCCGGCAGUAGUUUCUAGCAUUCAGCUCAGAGUAGAUUACCUAUGAUCCAAAGAAGCUCCAAGAGCUUCAUCAGAGAGAUGAAUUCCUGUGGCCAUAGCAAACCUGCACCCAAUUCCUUAUGCAAGGUUGGCUCUAGAAAGGAGAGUCCCCGUAGAUAAGAAACUUGAGCCCUGUCUGAAGAUUCAGGCUUUCAAUUUGACUUCCCCACCUCUGAACUUCAAGUACCUAUUACAGGGAAUAUCCAGUACUACAGGCAGUCCAGGUUUCAGCUACAAGCCCAAGGAAUAUGCUUUACUAGCAGAAUGUUUUUAUGCUGUAAUUAAAGAGAUGUAGCAGAGCUGUUUACCUGAGACUAGAUUAAAUGCCAAGUUCUGUAGUUUUUGUUCCUAUCUUCCCUACUGGAUGGACAACAAACAAACAAAAAAACCCUGUUAAGGAUUGGAGUUUGCAGAUGACUCUGGAUCCCUUUAUUUGCCACGCUUUGGCAUUUUGUCCGAAGUGUGACUCUUCCUCCAGGCUGGCCUCUCUGUGCGCACUGCAGCUGCCGCAGGGAACAUCAUGCCAAGUGCUCACCACCUGCGUUGUAGCUUUUGGCAGAAAAUGAGAGACUGCAGCAGGCACCAGAAGCACAGGCUCUUCACAUGGUGAUGCUGCACAUUCACUUCCCACUUUUACUUCCCUUUCUGGUGCAGUUCCCUUCCCCUCUUGGCGGCAGAAGCCAGUUAUUAGGUUACAGAUAUUUACUUUUCUUCCCCUAUGGAGUACCGUGGGGACUUUUCCCUACCCCAUAAUCGGCAUCUGCCAGUAUGGGAACUCUAAAUCAGCAGAAGCAGCUUGCUGUUCUCAGCAUCUUCCUCACCUUUUUGUCCUCUGAAGAUAUAAUCUAGGUCUCCUGCACAGCAAGACAGUCAUAAAGAAAAAGCUACUGCCUGUGAGAACAGGCACAAGAAAGAGGCAAUAGUGCAUUUAAGAGGACCAGACCUGUUAUUUUUAAAGGCAGCAAAUUUUGCACACACAGAGGAAAGGUUUCUAUGAUGAUUUAGACAUUUUGACUGUGAAUGACUUUCUGUAAUUGUUCCAAUACAUUUCCUUUUCAUUAUUAAAAUCAAAUUCACACU
This is a messenger RNA of Pygoscelis adeliae (Adelie penguin), 2995 nucleotides long. RefSeq names its product acid phosphatase 2, lysosomal (gene ACP2). The transcript has 9 exons. Lineage: Eukaryota; Metazoa; Chordata; Aves; Sphenisciformes; Spheniscidae. Gene Ontology annotation, molecular function: acid phosphatase activity. The record is from RefSeq and is a predicted model, not a curated record. Gene Ontology annotation, cellular component: lysosome. Bases 1 to 1197 code for a protein of 398 amino acids. Gene Ontology annotation, biological process: lysosome organization; dephosphorylation.